ACGCACAGAGCUCUCUUGUUCCUCUUGCACCUCCUUCUUCUUCUUCUUCUUCUCAUUUGCUCUUCCUCUCUGGUUAUAUUCUGAUCGGCUUUCAACCCUAAAAUCAAAGGAAAACAAGUGAGGUUUGACAAUGGCUGCUGUUACGGCUUCCCAUUUUGUCUUGAAAAGCUCUAAUUCUUUUGGGGGAGCGUUUGGUUGUGAGCCAAGAGCAUUCCAGAGUGGAAGGCUUUCCUGCUUGGCUAACCAUGCCACUAGUCAUCAUCAUGGGUUAAGACCACAGAACAGGCUGGACAUGCUUCAGAUGAAACCCAAGGCAAAAACAACCAGCAGGAGGAGGCUUACUCCACAGAAUCGGAGGCCUUUAAUGGUCGUCAUAUGUGAAAGUGGAAUGAAUAUGGUCUUUGUUACUGCUGAGGUAGCUCCAUGGAGCAAAACUGGAGGGCUUGGUGAUGUUCUUGGAGGGUUGCCACCUGCAUUGGCAGCGUCUGGGCACAGAGUCAUGACUAUAGCUCCACGCUACGAUCAGUACAAGGAUGCUUGGGAUACAAUUGUUCUGCUUGAGGUUAAAGUUGAUGAUAGAAUGGAAACUGUUCGCUUCUUCCACUGUUAUAAAGGAGGAGUUGAUCGUGUCUUUGUUGAUCAUCCUUGGUUCCUUGAGAAGGUAUGGGGAAAAACUGGCGGAAAAAUCUACGGUCCUGUGACUGGUAUAGAUUAUCAAGACAACCAGCUUAGAUUCAGCCUAUUGUGCCAAGCAGCUCUGGAAGCCCCAAAAGUUCUAAAUCUAAAUAGCAGCAAAAAGUUUUCUGGACCAUAUGGGGAAGAUGUUAUGUUCAUUGCUAAUGAUUGGCACACUGCUCCUCUUGCAUAUUACCUAAAGAGCAUGUACCAGGCACAUGGCAUGUACAAGAAUGCUAAGGUAGCCUUCUGCAUCCACAAUAUUGCCUACCAGGGAAGAUUUGCUCCUUCUGAUUAUUCAUUCCUCAAUCUUCCCGAUCGUUUCAAACCUUAUUUUGAUUUUAUAGAUGGGUAUGACAAGCCUGUGAAAGGAAGGAAAAUAAACUGGAUGAAGGCUGGCAUAUUAGGGGCAGACAAAGUCUUCACUGUUAGCCCCUAUUAUGCCCAAGAACUUGUUUCAGGGCCAGAUAAAGGAGUUGAAUUAGACAACGUUCUAAGUGCAGUUGGAGUGGAAGGGAUUGUGAAUGGGAUGGAUGUUAAAGAGUGGAACCCAUUGGCUGACAAAUAUAUUUCCGUUGAUUAUGACCAAUCAACUGUGGAGGAUGCAAAGGCUCUUAACAAGGAAGCUUUACAAGCAGAGGUUGGAUUGCCUGUGGACCGUAACAUCCCUCUCAUAGUAUUUAUUGGUAGGUUGGAAGAACAGAAAGGUCCAGAUAUUCUAGUAGAAGCUAUUCCAGGCUUUAUUGAUGAGAAUGUUCAGAUAAUAGCUCUUGGUACUGGUAAGAAAAAAUUGGAGGAACUACUGUUGGAACUUGAGGAAAAAUUUCCUGAUAAUGCAAGAGGAGUUGCUAAAUUCAAUGUUCCUUUGGCUCAUAUGAUGAUGGCCGGAGCUGACUACAUUAUAAUCCCAAGUAGAUUUGAACCAUGUGGUCUCAUUCAAUUUCAAGGCAUGCGAUAUGGGGCGUUGCCUAUAUGCUCCUCUACUGGUGGACUUGUUGACACAGUUAAAGAAGGUGUAACCGGAUAUCACAUGGGGCCCUUCAAUGUUGAGUGUGAAGCUGUUGAUCAGAAAGAUGUUACUGCUAUUAUCUCAACAGUCAAAAGAGCCCUCAAAGAUUACGGCACACCAGCUUUUAAGAAGAUGGUUCUUAACUGCAUGGCUCAAGACCUCUCUUGGGAGGGGCCUGCAAAGAAGUGGGAGGAAGCGCUACUAAACCUUAAGGUUGUUGUCGGUGAACCUGGGAUUGAAGUAGAGGAAAUAGCAUCUCUUGCCAAAGAGAAUGUGGCCACUGCAUGAAGAAAGACAUGAACGUAAUUAUGUCUUCUUGGUGGUGGUUUUGAAACAAACUGCCCUCUGAGAAGGCUUAACUUGGAAAUGUACCUGCUAAACUGUUUAGUUUACAUGACUGAUGACUGAACAGUUUAUCCAAUCACUAUUGUGAUGUAAGAUAAAUGAAGUAGAACAUCAAUGCAAGUGGUUGUUUGUCUUGUGAUUGGGCAGACAUUCUCAAUAAAUAAUAUGUUCAUUUUGUAUAA
This is a messenger RNA of Dioscorea cayenensis subsp. rotundata (Guinea yam), 2211 nucleotides long. Its product is annotated as granule-bound starch synthase 1b, chloroplastic/amyloplastic. The coding region runs from base 131 to 1972 and encodes 613 amino acids. Lineage: Eukaryota; Viridiplantae; Streptophyta; Magnoliopsida; Dioscoreales; Dioscoreaceae. Gene Ontology annotation, molecular function: alpha-1,4-glucan glucosyltransferase (UDP-glucose donor) activity. The transcript is spliced from 14 exons. The record is from RefSeq and is a predicted model, not a curated record.